Molecule: messenger RNA, 7757 nt
Organism: Danio rerio (zebrafish)
Lineage: Eukaryota; Metazoa; Chordata; Actinopteri; Cypriniformes; Danionidae
Source: RefSeq, a predicted model, not a curated record
AAACAGAAUUUACUUUACUGUCGACAUUUCCUCCAGUAAACAUGACGUCUACUGAAGCUCGUACACACACACACACACACUCUGUAAGAGUAGCCUUUAGUCGGUGGAAAUGCGGAGGUGACCUGUACUGUACCUCUCGGUGGAAGCGGGCCACUGGUUAGUUGAUCGUGUGACUGGGAGAUUUUCACCAGCAGUUAGAGUUUACUCCAUGUUCUCCAGUUGUAAACCUCUGAGUUUCCUCUGAACGUUCCAGCACUCUCAAAAUAGUCACCAGAAGAAAGCCGCAUCACGUCCUCCACUGGCCUCAAACCGAGGAGGACAGGACGACCUUCAGCUGAUGGAGAGCAGGAGAACGUCUGCGUCUGCUGAAAGCAUGAAGGAUAGAAGAGAGACGGCAGAUGUUCCAGCAGGAGACGGUCAGCCAGAGCACACUGAUGCUGACAGACUGCUGGAGUGAAGAGCACAGCCAUGCGGAGCAGGACUAGAGUGCACUGCGCGCUGUAGGGCUGUAGUUUGGUUUGGGACACUCUCGGGCCUCUGUUUGCUGUUUUUUUUAUAUCUGGAGAGAUGAGAGAUCAUCACAGUGGAGCUGGAGGAACGAGGCAGCACAGUGAGAAACCCACAGCUCUACUGCACAGACACAUGAGCAGCAGCCGGGUCAGAUGCGGACACUGAGGGGAAACACCCCAUCACUGACCUCGCUCCCCCAUCAGAGUCAGAAUAACCUGCAGAGUUCUGCCAGAUUACUGAUGAGGACUUCCUCAGAGGACGCACUGAAGGACGGAGCCGUCUCUACUGAUCAGCAGUUCCUCCUCAUCUGCUUUGAUGAAGCGUCUCCAUGAGCUCAGGUGUGCUCUCGAUACCUUUUCCUUCAGGAGUCUCUGGGCUGUGAUUGGCUCUCUGCAACACUCAUUUAAUCAUAUUCUGCAACAUUAACACACACACACACACACUGAGCCUGUAACAGCAGAAACCCUCCACUGAGCAGGUAACCCACACCUGUGGAGGAGCACCUUUAACCUGAAUAUCCCUCAUUCAACAUCACCGUGAGCUUCAGUCAUCUACAUACCAUCAGCGUAAAAUCCUGGAGAAAAUCAGGCCAAUCAGAACAAAAACAGACUCAUUAAUAUGCAAGUCACGCCUUAUAUUGCUUCAUCAGUGGAUCAUCAUCAUCAUCAUCAGUCCUUUAUCGAUGUGUCUCCAGCACAGAGAGGAUCUACGUCACUUUCCAGAACCUUCUCCUUCACUGUUUCCCAGUGGUGGGCUGAUCUUCUCAUUCCCACACACACUGCAGACUCACUGCUGUCCUUCACACCACAGCUGAACCCUCAUCAUCUGUUCCCAGAUCAGCUGAGCACUCCUGUACUCCAGCACUGAAUUCUCUGAGCACUAACUUCCUGUGUAUAAUCAGCACUUCCUGUGUGUGCCGCCUCGCCGUGUGCAUGUGCUGAACCUGCUGAGGGUACACUAAUGCUCAUCAGGUGUACAGGUGAGCUGCUUCACCAUGAGCUGAAAUAUCUCAACACUGAAGUAUGUUUAUAUAGUGUGUGUGUGUGUGUGUGUGUGUGUGUGUGUGUGAACAUGACCAGAGCUCAUUAAUAUUCAUGAUUCCUCCAAAUAAGGUAAAAGCUGAGGCGGUACCUGUGUUUCUGCUGAAUUAGACAGACUCCACUUUACAGUCUGGAAAACUCAGAUGAGAAGGGGCGGGGCGUGUUGAAUAGUCCCUCCUCUUUUUAAAAACAGCCAAUAGCAGCAUCAGUAUUGUAAGUUUCUGCUCACAUGAAGCUCUUCGGGCGAACCCCGCGGUGGACAGCAGCUCUACUCCUUCACCUUCCCUUUUCAUGAAUAAAGCCACACUAACCCCGCACACCUGUCCGCAGAGGGGCUUGAGUUUCUCUGUGUUGCUCUACAGUCAGUGUUUCAGCCAUAAAUGAGCAUACAGAACCGUUAAUUAGCCGGCUCAUUUAAAUAUGCAUGACAAUUCAUGAGCUGAUUUGCAUUGGCUAGUUGGGGCUGAGCGGUGCUUCGCUGUGCUUCACUGAAGGAACUCUUAUAGGUGACGCGGAGGCUCCAGGGCCGCGGCGAGCUCAUCUUCAGAUCGGUUGAAGGAGGGAGCGGAAUCAAACCGGAGACUUUGCGCUGUUUAUCUUCAUUCGGCUCAUGUUGCUCCGCCAUUUUGGCUCUAUGUGACGUCACGCGUCAGGUGGUGUUGACAGCUGCGGGAGUUGCGCCGCCUUCAGCCACGUCAAUGUUUCGGACGGUAUUCGGUGCGUCCGGUUCAAGUGUCCGCGUUUCCCGGUGAAUACAGGAGUUUGCGUUGCUGCGUGUCCUGCUGUCAGGAGCCGAACUGAACUCAGAUCAGUGAAUAUUUGACCGUCAAACUUUCCCGCACUCGCGGAGCUUCAGCGCGCUCGCUGUCACUCGCUUUCCCUAAUAUAUAUGGAAGCCACGCCCCUUUAUUUGCAUUUCAUAACAGCGCAGCCGCGCCGCCGCUGUCUGUGAUCGCGCGAUGCUCUGCGGCGACAGAACGACCGUCGCCGGAUCCACAUUACCGACAGCACCGAAUCGCGGCGAUUCUCGACCGGAUCGUGACGCGUUCCAGCUCCGGGCUGCGAUUGGCCGCUGAGCCCCGGAGGGCGUGUCCUGGGCGACGGCGUGGGUUCGCCUGUGUGACACAAUUACAACAACUUUAAUCUGGCGGCGGACAGUAACUUUCACCUUGUUUUACCGCGUUCGGGGUUUCUGAGAGCGAUCGGCCGCGGAGGCAUCGGGCCGCGGAGCGCACUUUAUUCCCACUAAACAAUGUGAGAAACGCGCCACCGGAGGGCCGACUCACUUCGCACGGGGCUUGAGGAACCGAAGCGCGCUUUACGGGGGAAAAGUUGGCUUUUAUUGUGGCUUUUGGACGCUCGGAGCUCGCCUGCGCUCCACUGCACGGCGCGGUUCCAUGAAGCCGUGCCGAGUGUCGGUGGCCGCCGCCGCUGCUCGACGCCUCAGCGCUGCUGGUGAUGAGGAGAAGAAAAUGGCGGCGGGAAAAGCGAGUGAACCCGAGGAGGAAUCACCGCGGCUGAGCGCGCAGGAGAGCGACACUCUGGCCCGCGUCGACAGCUCUCUGUUCGGAUAUCAGCGGCUUCAUGAAGAUGGCGCCAGCAUGAAGGCCCUGCUCGUGAAGGCUGUUCGCUGCUACGAGUCUCUCAUCCUGAAAGCUGAAGGGAAAGUGGAUCCUGAGUUCUUCUGCCAGCUCGGUCAUUUCAACCUGUUGCUGGAGGAGUAUCCGAAAGCGUUGUCAGCGUACCAGCGGUACUACAGUUUACAGUCAGACUACUGGAAGAACGCUGCGUUUCUCUAUGGCCUCGGGAUGGUUUACUUCCAUUACAAUGCGUUUCAGUGGGCGAUCAAGGCGUUUCAGGAAGUGCUGUACAUCGACCCCGGCUUCUCUCGCGCUAAAGAGAUUCAUCUACGCCUCGGCCUGAUGUUCAAAGUCAACACGGACUACGAGUCCAGCUUAAAGCACUUUCAGCUGGCGCUCAUCGACUCCAGCCGCUGCACUUUGUCCAAAGCGGAGAUUCAGUUCCACAUCGCACACCUGUAUGAGAUUCAGAAGAGACACCGAGCGGCCAAAGAGGCGUACGAGAGUCUGCUGCAGACGGAGGACCUGCAGACACCGGUGCGGGCCGCUGCGCUCCAACAGCUGGGCUGGAUGCACCAUACAGUGGAGCAGCUGGGAGAUAAAGCCAACAAGGACAGCUACGCCAUCCAGUGUCUGCAGAAGAGUCUAGAGGCCGACCCCAACUCCGGCCAGUCCUGGUACUUCCUCGGCAGGUGUUACUCCAGUAUCGGGAAGGUCCAGGACGCCUUCAUCUCCUACAGGCAGUCCAUCGACAAAUCGGAGGCCAGCGCCGACACCUGGUGCUCCAUAGGUGUGCUGUACCAGCAGCAGAACCAGCCCAUGGAUGCGCUGCAGGCCUAUAUCUGCGCAGUGCAGCUGGACCACAGUCACGCCGCCGCCUGGAUGGACCUCGGCACGCUGUACGAGUCCUGCAACCAGCCGCACGACGCCAUCAAGUGCUACAUCAACGCCACACGCAGCAAAACCUGCAGCAACACCGCUGCGCUCGCCGCACGCAUCAAAUACCUGCAGGCUCAGUUCUGUAAGCUCCGUCUCAAUAGUCUGCAGGGUAAAAGUAAAACACUUCCUAAUAUUGAGGAAGCCUGGAGCCUCCCAAUCCCAGCAGAGCUCACGUCCAGACAGGGUGUCCAGAGCACAGGCCCGCAGGCGUGUAAAGCUCAGCCCGGUGCGUCCAGCGGCUCUCAGGCCUCCGCUCCAGCUCUGCCUCCACACAGCACUGCACUGGAGCCAGCCGGAGCCCAGACCAGCCCCGCCCGCAGGAGGAGGAGCUCCAGCCCUGCACAGAGCUCUACAGAUUCUUGGAGCAGCGGGUCCGCACACACGCCGGUUCCGCACUGGUACCUGACGCCGCAGAAGCUGCAGUUGCUGGAGCAGCUGCGGGCCAGCCGGGCCAGUCUGAAACCUGCACAGCUGCAGAUGCUGGAGCAGAUGGAGGCGCAGCUGUCCGCCAUGCACCUCCACCAACAACAGAUGAGGCAGAACUCCUCUGGCCAGAUUCGGCCCUCGCUCUCCAAUGGGCCCUCACUGCCGGCCUCCCGCGGUCCUGCGCUACAGACGCUCCACAAUGGCCCCGGGCCCCGCCCUGGCCCUCAGACCCCUGCAGUCCGCAAUAAUCACACGGAGAGCAGAGCGAACGGAGACGUGCCUUACCUGCACCCCAACACACUACCUCACAACUGCACAAGCCCAGGAGCCGGCCGCAGGAGCCCGCAGCUCCCCCCCGCUCAGGGGCUUCAGAAAGGUCCGGGUUCUCAUUGGGCAGGUCCUAAUGGCAUCCGGUCUGACUCUUCCAGCGGUUCUGCUGAUGGCGGGCCUCAUAAUCAGGUUGUAGAUUCAGCGUCUGCGGGUGAUGCGGCGGGCAGCAGUGGGUCUCCCCCGCCCCGCAGGUGUUCCCCCUGCGCCCUCCCGCACACAGCUACCUCAGGUGCGCCGCACAGCACCAUCCCGACCAAAGAGAGCGCCGCCCUGCAGGCCAACGGCUCCACUGCCACUGACACCCACAGCCCGGCCUCACCCCACCGCCCACCCUCGCCUGUAUCCGCCACCACCACAGACAAUCCUCCGCUGCCCAAUCUACAGACUUUGCCCGCCACCGCGCCUGCCGCCCCCCUCACCCCUGUGGGCUCCACCCUGCCGGCACCGGGCAGCUCCUCCGCCUCCUCGCCUGCCUCUGCCCUGUCUGCCGCCUCCCCCUCCCCGCGCCCCGGUGACCCCACCACCCCCCUCAGGCCCUUGCAGGCCCCAGUCACCGUUAACGGCUGCUCUGAGGACUCUCGGAGCCCGCUGAAGCUGGAGCCAGAGCAGAGCAUCACAUCGUCUGCAGCACACCGGUCUGCCAGCAUCUCCAUCUACCCCACAUCCACUGACGCACUCAAGGCCUGCAGGAGUCUGGGCAGGAAUGGGCUGUCGAGCUGUAGUCUCCUGCUGAACCGUUGUCCGCCACCGCGCCUCCCUCCGCCUCCUGCACCACCACUGGAUAAAGACAAACUCAACCCGCCCACACCCAGCAUAUAUCUGGAGAAUAAACGAGACGCAUUCUUCCCGCCGCUUCACCAGUUCUGCACCAACCCCUCAAACCCUGUGACUGUCAUUCGCGGCCUGGCCGGAGCCCUGAAACUGGAUCUGGGCCUGUUCUCCACCAAGACGCUGGUGGAUAUGAACCCGGAGCACCUGGUGGAAGUGCGCACGCAGCUGAGCCAACCGGCUGAUGAGAACUGGGACGCCAGUGGGACACGCAAGCAGUGGCGCUGCGAGAGCACAAGGUCACACACCACCAUCGCCAAAUACGCACAAUACCAGGCGGCGUCCUUCCAGGAGUCACUGCGGGAAGAGAACGAGAAGAAGGGCCAGAAGGAGCUUUCAGACUCAGAGAUUGCGUCUUCGGAAAGUGUGUGCAGGAGGAGGAAAGGCCCUUUCAAACAGGUGAAGUUUGGGAUGAACAUCGACGUCUCCGACGAAAAGAAGUGGAAGCUGCAGCUGCAGGAGCUCAGUAAGCUGCCAGCGUUUGCGCGUGUGGUGUCGGCUGGGAAUCUGCUGAGUCACGUGGGCCACAGAAUCCUGGGCAUGAACACAGUGCAGCUCUGCAUGAAGGUGCCGGGCAGCAGGACUCCAGGUCAUCAGGAGCACAACAACUUCUGCGCUGUCAACAUCAACAUCGGACCGGGCGACUGCGAGUGGUUCGCUGUGCCGGAGCCGUACUGGGGCGUGAUGAGCGAGUUUUGCGAGAGGAACAACAUCAACUUCCUGAAGGGCUCAUGGUGGCCAAAUCUGGAGGACCUGUACGAGGCGCGGGUGCCGGUGUACCGCUUCAUCCAGCGGCCGGGCGAUCUGGUGUGGCUGAACACGGGCACGGUGCACUGGGGGCAGGCCAUCGGCUGGUGCAACAACAUCUCCUGGAACGUGGGUCCACUGACGGCACACCAGUAUAAGCUGGCCGUGGAGCGAUACGAGUGGAACAAACUGCAGAGUGUGAAGUCGAUGGUUCCCAUGGUGCACCUGUCCUGGAACAUGGCCAGGAACAUCAAAGUGGCAGACCAGCGGCUGUUCGAGAUGAUCAAGUUCUGUCUGCUGCGGACGCUAAGGCAGACUCAGAGCAUCAGGGAGUCUCUGCUGUCAGCCGGGAAGGAGACGCUGUGGCAGCGCAGGAGCCGAGAUGAACCCGCACACUACUGCAGCGUCUGUGAGGUGGAGGUGUGGAAUCUGCUGUUCGUGUGCAGUGAGGGCUCCCCCUGUAGGCCGGCGGCAGCAGUGCAGUGUCAGGAUUGCGCUCGUAAGGCCAGUGUGGAUCUGCAGGGCUUUGUGGUGCUCCAGCAGUUCCGCAUGGAGGAUCUGACGCAGCUCUAUGAGCAGUUCUCAUUAGCUCCAGCUCUGCACUCGUCUUCAUCCUGACAGUAGACGCUGCGCUGGAGUCUUCAGCUCCACAGGAACUCUAUCAGCGGACCUUUUCUGAUAUUCAGGACGCUCUCGGUCGUCUGUGGUGUGGCUGGUGACCAUCGACUCCAGCGGCUGUGUGUCUGUGCGUGCGUGAGUGUGUGUGUGUGUGUGUGUGUGUCUAUGCAACCUGUUUAUAAGGCGCAGUGUGUGUGUCCGGCCUGUGGGGGCGCCAGUGAGUGACGUCCUCUCUGCUUCUCCUGCUCCGCUCAGAGGGAAUUAUGGGAAACUGGUUUUGUACAUAAUGUCCGUCAUCGUCACUCACAGACUACUGACCCCAGACCUGCGUUUUGUAUUUUAACACGCUGAGUUUUCCUUGCGUCUCGAGGGGUCGCUGCUCCGAGGAGCGCUAGCCUCGCUUUUGUAAUGGUAGAUAGCGAUUUUCUGACGGCACAAAUCUCCCAGAACAUUUGUAAUGUGAAGAGUUAGCGGAUAGAGCUCUAGUUUUCUACUGCUUUAUGUUUGAGCUGUUUGUUAUUUUGACUCGACACGUCCGGCGUCCUGUUUCCUGAGUCCCGCAGACGGACAGACAGAGCGAGGGGACGCUUCAGCGCUCGGGUCUCUCCUUCCUCGUCGGUUUCUAAUCCUGUACAUUUACACUAUUUAUAAACACAUAUUUAUUGCUCGCAGAUGUUUGUGGAUGGAAUGCUGUUAUUUUCCCAGAGUUCCUGCCAUUAAAGCUGGAGGAGUGCGUCUC